Molecule: messenger RNA, 2587 nt
Organism: Aspergillus japonicus CBS 114.51
Lineage: Eukaryota; Fungi; Ascomycota; Eurotiomycetes; Eurotiales; Aspergillaceae
Product: putative DNA repair protein Rad26
Exons: 2
Coding region: 116-2464 (782 amino acids)
Source: RefSeq, a predicted model, not a curated record
CGUCUCUCUAUUCGUUAACUGAUCGUCCAACAUACACUCAACACAUCUACUAACCUACCUACCUACCUUCUUACAACCAGGACGUGCAUCUCAUGGCGAUCGUCCAUCGCUGGGCAUGGAAGAAAACGAUGAUGAAUUCUUCUCCGACGAUGGAUUCGACGACCUGCCACCGGGCACCCUCUACCAACUCGAACAAAAUGCAUACCGCGCCACUCAAGCUCCAGCUACCCAACAACAACCACAACAGCCCCUGCCGGAGUUGACGGUCUCGACUCGCCCUUAUGUCCGCUCCGAUCAUCAAGCUAUCUCCGGAGAUAAUCUCAAGCCUUCCAACGCGACGUUACAGCCUCCUCCGCGUUUACAUUCCGGCUUGACCAAUGAUUAUGACGACUGGGACAUAGGCGAGCUCGACGCGGAGGUCCUGGACAAUGGCGUCGCCAUCCAACCGGACGAUGCGCUCCAGCAAGCCUCUCUCUUUGCUACACCUGCCCAUCACAACGAAACGCAGCCUCACGUCGAGCAUGGUAACCUACGAGCCGAGGCGGAGGACGAGUAUGGAUACCUGCCCGAUCCCAUGGAGAUUGAAGGGGUAGGAGGGUCCUCUCAAUACGCUGAGCUGCACAGGACUCAUGCGGAACUGAGCGAGAAGCUGGCGAUGGAGAAUGAACGUUACAAGCAGUUACUAGAAGAGCUGACGGCAGCCAAAUCGAUCGCGGAAGCGAAAACCGGCGAGAUUGCCAUCAUUCGCGCCAACCAGGCCAAGGUCACUCAGGACUAUGAUCGACAGAUGACGGCACUGCGCAGGGCCAUGGCCGAGCAGGCCGCCAGGCACAGAGAAGAGGUUGAGGCUGCGCGUGCAGAGGGCAAGAUGCUCGCCACGGAGAACGCCUUCCUCAAACAGGAUUUGGCUGAGGAAGCGAUGCGCGUCAACCAACUGAAGGCAAAGCCUCGGACGGAGGAAAAAGCGCCGCCGGUGACUCCCAAGAAAACCAGGGUCCUGCCUUUCCGAGACGGAUUUGACGAUGAUGAGAUCCUCGCUAUCUCGCCUACCAAGUCGGCGAAGUCGAAGCGCACUACACCAACUGUGCCUGGAAAGAGAAAGAGGAAGCUCAGUCAGGACAGUCCCACGCCAUUGCAAUUGAGUCCGCAGGCAGAGCCCCUGCCGGACGAAGCACCGGAGGACUUGUCCGAUGAUGCAAUGGUGGAUGUCCUUCCCCAACAAGGUGUUCCUUUUGUCAGGAGCUACGACAGCAGCAUCGUGAAGCGUAUCUUGAAUCACCGCACAGUUGUGGAUGGAAAGCCUGACAUUGAAGUCAUGGCCGGGCUGGCCUUUCCCUCCGAUCCCCAGCAGAUGUUAUCUACGAUCCUACUGGGUGAGACGGCCAAGCUUGACUUUGGCAACUAUAUGGUGGAGUAUGGGCGGGCCAUCAUCUCAUUGUGGGGUCGGGCAUUGAGCGAGAAGUAUUAUCUGCCCAUCCCCAUGUUUAUGUCAAUCAUGGGAUUCCUGAUCUCGAUCGAUUUGCCAUCGUAUGAUCCGGACCUAAUUGAGCACUUGAUACCCAUCCUACAGGAGUCCGGGGAUGUCAACGGUGUUCCCCGCUUCAAACAUUCUCCUGUUUCUCGACAAAACUUGGGCCAGGUACGGAAAACCCCGUUGUCGCAGUUGGAACCAUUAGUAGAUUCGACCGAAGCGUUGAGUCUUCUAUUCCAACUGGCCUGUCGACGCAUGCAUGUGGAGCGGGAGAUGACGAUGUUUUGGCGCUGCAUGCGAUACGACUUUGUUUUGAUGAUGUUAAACUGCUCGCAGCCGCUAAGAGACAUCAGCUUGAUGCUUAGCCUGCUGUCGACGAGCAUCCGAGAAGGCUCGUUCGGAUCCAUCCAAAGUACCGAGCAGGACCAAAUCGCCAACGAGAACUACAUCGUUGACCGCGUUGCGAACCUGCUAAGCGAGACUCCGCAGCUGGAUGAAGGGCAAGAUCCGUAUCUACCAUAUGAGAUCUGCGAUAUGCGGCGGGAGGCUUUGUCCUUCCUCACCUCGGUGGCGUUCAAUUCUCAGGCGCCGGAGAGCACACACGGCAGCUUGAUUCUGGCGUCUCAUCCCACUGUGCUCGCACGACUGAUCCGGGCCAUGCACGAUGAGGUGCACGCGUUAUAUACCCUACCGCCCGAAAAGGAUCUCCACGCGUCCAUGAUCAAUGGGUUGAUGAGGCUUGUGUACGGGGUGAUCCAGCGCCACCAUGAGCAGGUGGACCUGCAGGCCAAGUUGUGUCGCGUGGCGGGCGGGAAACAGAAGUUCCUGGUUGUCUUCACCCGGCUGGCGUUCAGUGAAGGAUUAGUACUGGAAGCGGGGAUAACGGAUGACACGGUGGAGAUGGCACAUGAUAUCCUCGAUGAUGCGGUCAACCCGCAGGAAGCAGAGGCGCUGCUGGAGGCGUUUCCCAAUGCCAAUCGGGAUGGAGAGUGAUGCGAUGUCUGAGGCCGAGUUCGAAGCGUAAUGUGUAACGACUAAUGAGAACUGCAUGUCAAAGGAUAUUAUACACACAGCACGCGUAUCAAUCACCGAAGUCUGCUUAGAUAGACAGCCCGG